UGUCUUCUGACAUUUUCACUGGUGUUUCAAGUCUCAAUUUGAAACUUCAUAGUCACAGCACUACAGUUUGGCCAUACUGAAACUGGCUAUGUCUCCCACCAUGGACACGGCAUCAUCUCACGAUGAAUACCCCCCAAAAGCCAAUCUACGCCAGAAGCUGAAGCAGCACCCCCUGCCCGUUAUUGAUCCGGGAACCGUGGACCCGGCUUCAAUGGAAGGCGAUGAAGCCACCAAGCAAGUCUCAGCCGUGCUGAACGAGCUAAACGCGGCCCUCGAGGCCAGCGAUGCCGAGAGGCUGGCAAGCUGCUUCUUCGAUGUCCAGUCGUACUGGCGCGACCAGCUCGCGCUGACCUACCAUCUGCGUACGUUUUCCACGCCUGACGUGAUCGCAGCAGCUUUGCUGGAGACAAAGAAGCUACGGUUCGCUGGGGAAUUCAAGGUUGAGGGGGGCGCGCAGUUCGUGCCGGCUACGCCAGUUUUACAAUUCAUUGCCUGUAGGCUGUCCUUUAGAACCGGCUCGCCAGCCGCUAACUGCAGGGGCAGGAUGAUGCUCAUGCCCGUUAAAGAAGAUGGUGGCGGGAAACUCACUUGGAAAAUUUGGACUCUGGGUACCUGGCUUAAGGAUCUGGACGCAUGGCCCGAGAAUGAGGCUCUGCUUCAGUCGCCAGGCAGGAAGUCGGAUGCCCUGGAGACCUUUGAAACGGACGUCUUGAUCGUUGGAGCCGGAAAUUCCGGCGUUGCUCUUUUCACGCGCCUCAAGGCCCUGGGUGUUGGCAGCGUCAUGAUUGAUCGGAAUGCCCGUCCGGGCGACAAUUGGGCACUGCGUUAUGAGUGCAUGCGGUUUCAUGUGCCGACAUCGUCCUGCGAGUUGCCCUACAUGAACUAUGACGAGAACCUCCAAACUCCUCACUUCUUAACUCGGGAUGAACUGGCCGAGCAGGUAAAACGAUACGUAGCGGCCUUCAAUAUUGACAUCAUCCACUCGACCACGAUCAAUUCGACGGUGUUCAACCAGUCAAGUAAAUGCUGGACCGUGAAGCUCCAGACCCCCACGGGUAUUCGCACUGCGACUUGCAAGCAUCUUGUCCAAGCAACCGGCAUCGGCUCACAGAAAAUCUACCUCCCACCCAUGCUCAACAGCGAGCUAUACCAAGGCAUCAGCAUCCACUCGCAAAAAUUCCAAAGCGCCAAGGCCUUGCAAGAAAAGGGGGCCAAGUCCGUCCUCAUCAUCGGCUCGGCCAACACCGCCUUCGACGUGCUCGAAGACUGCCACCGCGCCGGUCUCAAGACGACUAUGAACGUCCGUUCGGCGACCUACAUCUGCCCUACCGAGUACAUAUUUGCCUCCAACAACCUUGGCGCCUAUGACCUCGGCGUUGAGCAGGCAGAUAUACUCUUCAUGACCGGCCCAACAUUCGUGGAUGCCCAGCUGCUCCGCGAUACGUUGGCGCAUUGCGCGAGUCAGGAGUCGGAUCGGUACAAGGACCUCAUUGCGGCUGGGUUCCCAGUGAUCGAUGGUCGGAACGCCGAGGGUGGGUUGAUGUAUCACCUCAUCGACCGUGCGGGCGGGCAUUACAUGGAUAUGGGCGGUACCAAGCCCAUUGCCGAGGGCAAGGUGGACAUAAAAGUUGGUGUUGAGCCUGUGGGGUACACGGAGACAGGCCUGAGGUUUUCGGACGGAAGUACGCUUGAUGUGGACGCGGUUGUAUGGUGUACUGGGUUCGCGGAUAAGGACGUGAGAGAUACUGCUGCUGAAAUUUUGGGAGGGGCUGAUGAGACUGCUACGGAGGGCAAUGACGAAGCAAAGAAUAGCCUGGGGUCUCGGAACGUCGCAUCCCGUCUCGACGCUACUUGGGGUGUGGAUGAGGAGGGCGAGGUGAGGGGCAUGUGGAAGCGUCAUUUGCGCGUGGAGAAUUAUUGGGUUACGGGUGGGUUUACGCAGCUGCAAAGGUGGCAUUCCAAGACACUGGCGUUGCAGAUUAAGGCGGCGCUUGAGGGGAUUCUGCCAGAGGCUUAUAGGGAUACUCCUGAUCCCAGGAAGGUGUGAAGGGAAUAGUAAGGGAGUGGAGGAAUGAGAAACGAAAUGAACAAGCCUGGAUACGAAUAUAAAGGAGUGUGGUCUAACAUAGGUUUUCUAGUAUCAGGACCUUGUUAGACAGUGGUAUUGUCCCGGAUAAUUGCAAAGAUUGAGAACUGGCGGUAAUGAGCUCUCAUCCUCGUGAAAUUGAAGAGUCGGGCUUGUUUAUAGCAUCGGAUCCACGUGUUAAUUAGCCCCUGAACUUAUGAACUUCUGAAAUUCCA
Messenger RNA from Pseudomassariella vexata, 2301 nucleotides. RefSeq lists its product as uncharacterized. Lineage: Eukaryota; Fungi; Ascomycota; Sordariomycetes; Amphisphaeriales; Pseudomassariaceae. The record is from RefSeq and is a predicted model, not a curated record. Gene Ontology annotation, molecular function: monooxygenase activity; flavin adenine dinucleotide binding. Bases 89 to 2047 code for a protein of 652 amino acids. The transcript is spliced from 5 exons.